Molecule: messenger RNA, 642 nt
Organism: Strongylus vulgaris
Lineage: Eukaryota; Metazoa; Nematoda; Chromadorea; Rhabditida; Strongylidae
Source: the annotation of a GenBank genome assembly
AUGCCUUCAAAUGGGUACGGUAGUUACGGUAACCAAGAGUACGGUUACGGUAGCGACAAUGAUCCAGCGUACGGUUCUGAUCUUGGCUACAGUGAAAAUGGUCAAAACGCACAAUUUGGGAGUUACUCUUCAGGUAGCGUUAAGCCAAUGAACUCUUACAAACCUUUCAACUUUGGAGCAUCAUCAUUUGGAACUUUACCAACAAACGUUAACUACGGUAAUAGUGACUAUUCGGGCGAGUACGGUGGUUCAAACUCUGAUGUAUACAACUAUCAAGGAACAAGAUUUUCACAAGGUUCAUCUCCUCAAAGCUACGGUAAUCCUACGUUGCAGUCUGGAUAUGAAUCAGGCUAUACUCCAGUACAGACAAUGAAUUAUGCCGGAGGCUCCUACCAACCGAAUGGAUAUCAGCACGGCGAAUACCAAAGUCCCUACACAACAUCAGAUUCUGUAGGAUACGGGAGUGGUCUCAAAACAAAUGAUGCGUAUCGAUUGAUUAGUAGACCUGGUACGGAUUACUCAAUGAAUUUCGGUUAUGGUGCCAAAAAAGGACCAUCUGGUGGCGGCGGUACACCGAAACUUACGAAUAAUGUGUCCCCAGCAAUGCUCAUCGAGGAUGGUUACAAGGCGAAGACUGCUUAA